AUGGGAUGGCAUCCUGAUGGUGUCACCUCUGCUACUGGGAACCAGGACAAAACGUGCCGCAUUUGGGAUGUUCGGAACCUAUCCAAGUCACUUGCUGUUUUGAAGGGCAAUCUUGGUGCAAUCCGGUCAAUUCGUUACGAAUCUGAUGGCCUGUAUAUGGCAAUGGCUGAGCCUGCAGAUUUUGUGCACGUUUAUGAUGCAAAAAAUGGGUAUGGAAAGGAGCAGGAGAUUGAUUUCUGUGAUUAG
Molecule: messenger RNA, 246 nt
Organism: Dovyalis caffra
Lineage: Eukaryota; Viridiplantae; Streptophyta; Magnoliopsida; Malpighiales; Salicaceae
Source: the annotation of a GenBank genome assembly